UUUCUUCUUUUUGAUCAACCGGAAAAUACUCGCCGGAAAUAUCGGCCGACACCUAACAAUUUCUCCGAUUCCGACGCGCCAAUUCGAAACAUCCAACGACUAGCUAAAAAAGCUUAUUUUUGACUUUAGUUUAGUUUGGGAUUUUGACUAAGUUUAUUGAUUGAUUUUUGUCUGCUCUGUUUAGAGAUGCCGCCAGCUGCCGCCGUUGUUGGACACCACCGUGUAGUACCGUUAGGUUCUAUGGUUAAGCCGGCGGCCUCCACUCCGCCACCUCCGACCAUGGUGUCGGAGACAUUUGCUAAGGACUCAAUAUUAGCGUGGUUCAGGGGGGAGUUUGCUGCUGCAAAUGCGAUUAUAGAUGCGCUUUGCAACCAUAUAACUCAGCUUGAAGGCGGGAGAUCGGAGUAUGAAUCGGUAUUUGCAGCCAUCCACCGCCGGAGGCUGAAUUGGAUCCCAAUUCUUCAGAUGCAAAAGUACUGUUCCAUUGCCGAGGUUACUCUCGAUCUACGGAAAGUAGCUGAGAGAAAGAUCAAAGAGAGAGAGGAGUUUACAGUCUCGAAACAGUGCGAUAUAGAAGUGAACGAGGCAACCACUCGUUCCGAAAAUGGAGGAAGCCAAAUGGUGAAUGGAGAUGAUUCUCCUGAAAGUGACAUCACUGAUACAGGACCCUUAAUACAACCGUUGCUACAAAGUGUUGAAUUCUGCUCAAACCAUGAGAACUGUGAGACAAGGCAUGCCCACAUCAAGAUGACAAAGGGGUUUGUGUCGAAAGAGCCAGUCAAAGGGCAUAUGGUGAAUGUAGUACGAGGUCUGAAGUUAUUCGAAGACAUAUUUACUCCAAAUGAAAUCUCUAAGCUAAAUGAUUUAUUGAACGAACUUCGUGCUGCUGGCCAGAAUGGUGCUCUCUCAGGUGAAACUUUUAUUUUAUUCAACCAGCAAGUGAAGGGCAACAAAAGAGAGAUGAUUCAGCUUGGGACCCCAAUUUUCGGACAUAUAAAAGAGGAGGCCAUGCGUCAAAAGUGUAACAUUGAACCCAUCCCAGCUCUUCUACAAGGUGUCAUAGACCACCUGAUUCAGUGGAAUCUAAUAUCAGAAAGUGGAAGGCCUAACAGCUGCGUCAUCAACUACUUUGAUGAGGGGGAGUAUUCACAGCCUUUCAUGAAACCACCACAUUUGGACCAGCCGGUGUCUACCCUUCUCCUCUCUGAAUCAAUGAUGGCAUUCGGUAGAGCGCUUGUGAGUGACAGUGAUGGGAACUACAAAGGAUCAUUCAUGCUUUCUCUUAAACAAGGGUCUCUUUUAGUCAUGAGAGGAAACAGUGCUGAUAUGGCCAGACAUGCACUGUGCUCAUCAGCUAGCAAAAGAGUUGCGAUUACAUUCUUCAAAGUAAGAACAGAGAUGAAUAGCUUCGUCCCAGAUCAAAUCCCUCCUCUGACUAAAGCAAUGACCUUAUGGCAACCUGGUAUCCCAACACGCUAUUCAACUGCAAAUGGAGCAGCUAAUGGUUAUAAGAUAACGGAUGUGAUGCCUAAAUGGGGUUUCCUUCGAGCUCCAGAAGUUAUGCUAGCUCCUGUGCGUCCGAUGGUUCUAAGCCCUCAAAGGAUUCCAACUGGGGGUACUGGUGUCUUUCUUCCAUUAUCAAGAAAACCUGCAAAACAUAUUCCACCACGUGCCCAGAAAAGGCGGUUUCUUGAGCUACCUUCCCCUUGUGACUCGCCUAAAUCAGAGAGCAGUUCAGAAGUAAGUAUGGCAGUUUAGACAGAGUAUGAUCAGGGACACUCCCUAAAACACCAUUAGUGCUGCAUUCAAGAGUUGUCUAACAUCCCUUGUGUCUUGCGUCUUCUCUACCAUGAUGAUCUCUGUUGCUAAGUAUGGAUCUUCUGUGUUUUUUUAUUUCCUUCAAAGAUUUUCCAUCUUUACUUGGUGUUGGUUGAUAUACCUUUUACUUAUGCUAACCAUGAGAGGCUUUAGAUGUUUUGAGCUUAGUCAAUUGAGUGUAUUAUCCUUUACAGAAUGCUGAAUUUUCCAUUGAGUUUUUCCUUUUUCUAUCAAUCUCUUCAAGGACAGUAGAGGUUGAUUCCAAUGUAAUUAUAUCCUGUUUCUUUUCUAAAGUACUAAUGUUUUUUAUAUUUA
Molecule: messenger RNA, 2133 nt
Organism: Solanum dulcamara
Lineage: Eukaryota; Viridiplantae; Streptophyta; Magnoliopsida; Solanales; Solanaceae
Product: RNA demethylase ALKBH10B-like
Exons: 7
Coding region: 187-1758 (523 amino acids)
Biological process (GO): mRNA catabolic process
Molecular function (GO): demethylase activity; mRNA binding
Source: RefSeq, a predicted model, not a curated record